This is a messenger RNA of Sitodiplosis mosellana (orange wheat blossom midge), 851 nucleotides long. Its product is annotated as calaxin-like. NCBI's taxonomy places the organism in Eukaryota, Metazoa, Arthropoda, Insecta, Diptera, Cecidomyiidae. Gene Ontology annotation, molecular function: calcium ion binding. The transcript has a single exon. The record is from RefSeq and is a predicted model, not a curated record. Bases 122 to 769 code for a protein of 215 amino acids.
GACAAAGACAAGUGUUUUCGAAUAUUUAUUCUCAAAAGAAUCAUAGUAGGCAAAACAGAUCAAAUCACAUUCAAUUUUCACUAUUCAAUGUAAAUUCGUUGUUUUAAACUCGCUAACAAAAAUGUCGAUUCCUGUGUCGGUUGAGGUAGCUGACGAGAAUUUCCUUCGGCAACAUUCAGAUUUUUUGAAAACAUUACCAAAAUUGACACACUUCACACAACCCGAAAUCGAUGCGAUUGCAAUCAUUUACUUUAAAUUUUUGCGGGAAUUCGGCGUCAAGAGAGAGCAAAUGGAUCGCAGUCAAUUCCGUGCCUUUUUCCAUUCGACCUUUCAGAUCAGUGAUGAUUUCAUCAUCGACCGAGCAUUUUUAUUCUUGGACAAAGGUUUAACGCCGUUUGUUACCCUGGAAACAUGGAUCAAAACGCUCUCACUAUUUCUGCGUGGAACGCUCGAAGAAAAAAUGAAAUACUGCUUCUUCGUCUAUGAUUUGGGUGGUAAUGGAAGGUUGAAGCGUAAUGACAUCAUUCGAUUGCUUCGCAAGUGUUUUAUUUACGAAAAGGAUGAAGAUGUGGAGCUCAUGGUAAAGGAAUUUGCUGAUAUUUUGGUGCGAAAACUCGAUGUGGAUGGCGAUGGCGAGAUAUCCUAUGAGGAUUUUUCGGAAUCGGUUAAAAAACAACGAGAAUUACUGCAAUGCUUUGGUCGAUGUCUUCCAGAUUUAUUGAGCACCGUCGAUUUUAUGCAAACUUUUACCAGUGACCUACCGAUUUAAAACUUUUGCUCAUUCUAUUAUUUUGCCUGGGUCGUAUCAGUGAAUGAAGACCGAAAUAAAUGAAUAAUUGAUAAUAGUUCAA